AUGUCUCGUGCUCCGAAUUACGAGUUUCAGGAAUGGUGGAACAAACAGAGAGAAAGAGAAAAUCUCGAUCUAUUCGAAGAUAAAUCCGAUCAAUCCUCAUCUCCUUUUAUCGCCGUCGAUGUCUCCGGCAGCGGCGGCGGUGGAGGAAGCAACAACAACAACCGGUCAGAUCCGUCAGUUAGGAAAGAGCGUACACGAAGCGCGCGGCAGUUAUCAUGGGUCUGUUUGUUAAAAUUCCAACAAAUUGCUUCAACCGUUGGGUUUUUAUCCAACGGGUUACUUUACCUUGUCCGAACGGCGAAUCGGAGAAUUGCUUCGCGCGAUUCGCCAGCGGAUUCGUCUUCCUCGCGGCUUUAUAAAGCCAUCAGGGUGUUUUUGAUUGUUGUAAUUGCGUUGUUAGGGUUUGAGCUGGUUGCUUAUUUUAAAGGCUGGCAUUUCCGGCCGCCGUCGGUUGGGUCUGCUGAUGUGUUGGGAUUGGUUGGGGAGUUUUAUGCGCGGUGGAUUGAUAUUCGGGCGAAUUAUUUGGCGCCGCCGUUGCAGUUGUUGACGAAUAUGUGUAUUUUGUUGUUCAUUGUGCAGUCGGUGGAUAGGAUUGUUUUGAUUUUGGGAUGUUUUUGGAUCAAGUUCAGGAGGAUUAGGCCUGUUGCUAGUGUGGAUUAUGAUAAGAAUGUUGAGAGAGUUCAGGAUUAUCCAAUGGUUUUGGUUCAGAUUCCUAUGUGCAAUGAGAGGGAGGUUUACCAUCAAUCCAUUGCAGCAGUUAGUAUCCUGGAUUGGCCAAAGGAGAGAUUGCUCAUACAAGUUCUUGAUGAUUCGGAUGAAGUAGAAAUUCAAAACCUCAUCAAGGCAGAAGUGCAUAAAUGGCAACAAAGGGGUGUUCGGAUUAUCUAUAGACAUAGGCUUAUACGCACAGGAUACAAGGCGGGGAAUCUUAAAUCAGCAAUGGGUUGUGAUUAUGUUAAGGAUUAUGAGUUUGUGGCAAUAUUUGAUGCUGAUUUUCAGCCAACACCAGAUUUCUUAAAGAAGACAGUACCUUAUUUCAAGGGAAGGGAUGAUUUGGCAUUAGUCCAGGCGAGAUGGGCAUUUGUAAACAAGGAUGAGAACUUGCUUACAAGAUUACAGAAUAUCAAUUUAUCUUUCCACUUUGAGGUUGAACAACAGGUGAAUGGUAUCUUCAUUAACUUCUUUGGUUUCAAUGGAACUGCUGGUGUCUGGAGAAUAAAAGCCCUAGAGGAGAGUGGGGGCUGGUUAGAGCGAACAACUGUCGAAGACAUGGACAUUGCUGUUCGUGCUCAUCUUUGUGGAUGGAAGUUUAUUUUUCUCAAUGAUGUUAAGUGCCUCUGUGAGCUUCCAGAGACAUAUGAGGCCUAUAAAAAACAACAGCACCGCUGGCAUUCUGGUCCAAUGCAAUUGUUUCGUUUGUGUUUUGUUGAUAUACUUCGUUCAAAGGUUAGUUGGGCAAAGAAGGCUAAUUUGAUAUUCCUUUUCUUCCUCCUAAGGAAGCUUAUUCUGCCAUUUUAUUCGUUCACCCUCUUCUGCAUCAUUCUUCCAUUGACCAUGUUCCUUCCAGAAGCCGAGCUCCCAGCCUGGGUUGUUUGUUACAUUCCCGGAGUCAUGUCUCUCCUUAGUGUUCUUCCAGCUCCACGGUCAUUUCCAUUUAUAGUACCUUAUCUUCUAUUUGAGAACACUAUGUCAGUAACCAAAUUUAAUGCAAUGAUAUCUGGAUUAUUUCGCUUCGGAAGUUCUUACGAAUGGGUGGUUACAAAAAAAUUGGGAAGAUCAUCCGAGACAGAUUUGGUUGCCUUCGAAAAGCAAUCCGAACCUCUAAUGCGAGCUCAUAGUCUUCACCGAUCUUCCUCAGAUUCAGGCAUUGAAGAACUAAGCAAACUUGAACUCUCAAAGUUAGCUCCAAAGACCAAGAAAAACCGGCUCUACAGGAAAGAACUUGCUCUUGCAUUUAUUUUGUUAACUGCCUCAGUUAGAAGCUUACUAUCUGCUCAAGGAAUUCACUUCUACUUCCUAUUAUUUCAAGGGAUAAGUUUUCUAGUUGUUGGUCUUGAUUUAAUCGGAGAGCAGGUUAGUUGA
This is a messenger RNA of Lathyrus sativus (Indian pea), 2082 nucleotides long. NCBI's taxonomy places the organism in Eukaryota, Viridiplantae, Streptophyta, Magnoliopsida, Fabales, Fabaceae. The record is from the annotation of a GenBank genome assembly.